AUUUAUUAUUAAUUUAUAUUUUCUAUAAACAAUAUAAGCGUUGCCGGCGUUUGGAAAAUAAAAUAAAUAACACAAUAUUGUGUAAUAUAUAUUUGUUAAAUAAACAAUUGCAAAUAUGUCGUACAAAGGACCACAAAAAGUUCAAAAGGUAAUGGUACAACCCAUUAAUUUGAUAUUCAGAUAUCUACAAAAUCGUUCAAGAGUUCAAGUAUGGUUAUUUGAAAAUAUUAACCUGAGAAUUGAAGGACACAUUGUUGGUUUUGAUGAGUACAUGAAUCUUGUUUUGGAUGAAGCUGAGGAGUAUCACAUGAAAACAAAAACAAGAAAACAACUUGGAAGAAUCAUGUUGAAGGGUGAUAACAUUACACUUAUACAAAAUACAAAUCCAGGAGGCAAUUAAUUAUUUAUCAAAAACAUAACCUUCAAUUUUGUCAAUAAAAAAUAUCCAUGAAUAACAACAAGAAGCAGAGAUUCAACGUCCAACAGUGAUUGACAUAAAGUGAAUACAAACUCUUGAUAAAAUUGAGAAAAAAUUACUUCAACAUUGAAUAACCAAGUGUUAUCAAAUAAAAAUCAACAAAAUAAAUAUUUACUAUAAAAUUUUUGUAAUUUUACUUCAUAAUCAUUCAGUUCAAUUACUUGUAAAUGAUAUUCUGCUAAUUUAAGAAUAAUUAUU
This is a messenger RNA of Aphidius gifuensis, 676 nucleotides long. It is a transcript of the gene SmE, whose product is annotated as probable small nuclear ribonucleoprotein E. The record is from RefSeq and is a predicted model, not a curated record. NCBI's taxonomy places the organism in Eukaryota, Metazoa, Arthropoda, Insecta, Hymenoptera, Braconidae. Gene Ontology annotation, cellular component: U4 snRNP; precatalytic spliceosome; U5 snRNP. The coding region runs from base 116 to 400 and encodes 94 amino acids. Gene Ontology annotation, biological process: spliceosomal snRNP assembly; mRNA splicing, via spliceosome. The transcript has a single exon. Gene Ontology annotation, molecular function: RNA binding.